Messenger RNA from Chilo suppressalis (striped riceborer), 1231 nucleotides. The record is from the annotation of a GenBank genome assembly. Lineage: Eukaryota; Metazoa; Arthropoda; Insecta; Lepidoptera; Crambidae.
AAGAAUGGCAGACCAAAAAGUUCUAUCGUCGAAAGAUAUUUUUGCAUUGGAGGACAAAUUUGGAUGCAGAAAUUAUGCUCCUGUGCCGGUGGCGCUCUCAAGAGGCGAAGGUGUGUUCGUGUGGGAUGUGGAAGGGAAGAAAUACUACGACUUCUUGAGCGCAUACUCGGCAGUCAACCAGGGGCACUGCCAUCCUCGCAUCGUUGAGGCCCUGAAGAAACAAGCUGACAAAUUAACGCUCGUUUCUAGGGCGUUCUACUCGGAUCAACUGGGCACUUACGAGAAGUUCAUGACCUCCCUUUUAGGGUACGACAGGCUGCUACCGAUGAACACUGGCGUGGAGGGCGGUGAAAGCGCCUGCAAGAUCGCGCGCAAGUGGGGCUAUGAUGUCAAGAAGAUCCCUUACGGACAGGCAAAGAUAAUAUUCGCGGACGGCAACUUUUGGGGGCGCACAUUAUCAGCAAUAUCGUCAUCGACGGACCCCUCCUGUUACCAGGGAUUCGGACCGCAUAUGCCCGGCUUUAAGACAAUACCCUACAACGACAUUCCAGCGUUAGAGAAAGAGUUGCAAGACCCCACAGUGGCCGCGUUCAUGGUGGAGCCGAUACAGGGCGAGGCGGGCGUGGUGAUCCCCGACGACGGAUAUCUUAGGAAGGUGCGCGAACUGUGCACCAAGUACAACGUCCUAUGGAUAUCGGAUGAAGUACAGACCGGAUUAGGUCGCACGGGCAAAUUACUGGCAGUGCAGCACGACGGAGUAAAGCCGGACAUAGUAAUAUUGGGCAAGGCGCUGAGCGGAGGCGUUCUGCCCGUGUCCGCUGUGCUUGCCAAUGAAGACGUCAUGGGCGUAAUCACACCGGGUACGCACGGGUCGACUUACGGCGGAAAUCCUUUGGCUUGUGCCGUCGCUACAGAAGCUAUUAAGGUGUUAUUAGAAGAAAAUUUGUGCGAGAAGGCGGCGAAGUUGGAAGCGGUUCUGCGCGAGGAAUUGGGCAAGAUCCCCAAGGACAAGGUUACCGAGGUGCGCGGUAGGGGACUCAUGUUCGCCAUGGUCGUCCACGACAGUAUUCCCGCAUACGAUGUAGUGAUGCGGUUACGGGACGCCGGGUUGCUGACCAAGACGACACACGGGCAGAUUAUCCGCCUGGCACCGCCGCUUGUCAUCACCGAGCAGCAGCUGCGCGACGGCGCCGCCAUCAUCAGGAAGGUGUUCCAGAGCUUCGACAAAUAA